AUGGCCGGAGAACGCAGUCCAAAGCAAUUCGAUUUUCACCGCAGAGAAACACGACUUUCAGCACAAGCUCGACAACUCCACACGGAUGCACUUCGAGUCGAGAGUGAACUGGUGCUGUUGCUCCGUCGGGAAUGGUUCCUCAUCCAGGAUUAUAAUAUUCAGAUGCUGGAGUAUCUCGAAUUGCAACUCACCUGCGAGAUUAUGCGUCGAAAACUCAUUGCGAUAAGAAAACAACGAAAACGUUUGUCGCGAAUGUUUUAA
Messenger RNA from Acanthocheilonema viteae, 261 nucleotides. NCBI's taxonomy places the organism in Eukaryota, Metazoa, Nematoda, Chromadorea, Rhabditida, Onchocercidae. The record is from the annotation of a GenBank genome assembly.